This is a messenger RNA of Penicilliopsis zonata CBS 506.65, 324 nucleotides long. RefSeq lists its product as hypothetical. The record is from RefSeq and is a predicted model, not a curated record. Bases 1 to 324 code for a protein of 107 amino acids. Lineage: Eukaryota; Fungi; Ascomycota; Eurotiomycetes; Eurotiales; Aspergillaceae. The transcript is spliced from 3 exons.
AUGGCCUCGAAUACGCCCGUGGAGGAUCUGAUCAGAGAAAAGAUUGCUGCAGAAUUCAACCCUUCAACACUGAUAAUUCGUAACGAUUCACAUCUCCACGCCCACCACAAUGCGAUGCGCGGGUCGACAUCGACGGAAACGCAUUUCCAUGUUACCAUUACAUCCCCCGCUUUUCAAUCAAAAAUGCAACCGGCGAGACAUCGGAUGGUAUACGCGCUGCUAAAAGAAGAGAUGAGUCGGGAGGGGGGGAUCCAUGCGUUGCAGUUACGGACGAGGACGCCCGAGGAGGAGCAGAGAGACAAGGAGAGACUGCAGAAUCCAUAG